This is a messenger RNA of Menidia menidia (Atlantic silverside), 2049 nucleotides long. NCBI's taxonomy places the organism in Eukaryota, Metazoa, Chordata, Actinopteri, Atheriniformes, Atherinopsidae. The record is from the annotation of a GenBank genome assembly.
CAGCCGGUGAAAGAGGUGCUUCCCCUGCCUCGACAGCCCACUCCACUACACGAGACCUCGCCUUCGUCUUUCAGCUCUGCCACCAUCUCAGGAAAACACAACUCGGGCUCCCUCCAGCACGUUCAGGUGGCUUCCUCAGUGGUGACGUCAUUCAAUCACCUGAAGCCUCCUGAGAGGGACCUCACACCGAUGUCUCAGAUGAAGGCUAUCAAGUCACUGAGGCAUGCUGGCUUAACGGCAGUCUUCACUGGGCAAACAAGGCUUGAGAGUGAGGAUGUACUGGAGGAGUUACCAAUCGUCGAUGUGAUCCUGGCUGACAUUGACUCUCUGGUGCCCACCCAUGAUGAAACGGGCCGCCCCAUAGCCGAGUGGAAACGACAGGUGAUGGUGCGACAGCUGCAGGUCAGGAUUCAGGAUGAGGAGGAGCAGAGGAGACAGGACAAGGUGAAUGGCUACAUGCCAGUGGAUGGCUGGAAGUAUUCGCAGGCACACAAUGCUGUCUUGGGACCCUUCGGUGAGCUCCUGACAGAAGAAGACCUGGUCUACCUACAGCAGCAGAUCGAGUCUGUUUCACUGCAGAAACGCUGCCAGGCCUAUGAGCUGGAGCUCACCAGGCUGACUGAGGAGCUCAGAGCAAUUCUUCCAGAUCCCAUUGUCAACAUUUCCCUAAACAAAGAGGUCCUGCGUCAGAUGGACUCCGAGGAGAAAAUGCACUUGGCUUUGCCUGUCUGGUGUAAUCGUGUCUCUGAGAUUGUUCGGAGCAUGUCUCUGCUGGUGGCUAAUCUGACUCAAACAGCCGAAAAGGAGGGUGAGUGGAAGAUGGUGGAAGGCAUGGUGGAGGGCAUGAAAGGGCUGCGGGAAAUCAAUGAGAGUUCAGGAAAUGAUCUAGACCAGGGGUUUAUUCCCCAGGACCCAGGGAUGCAGCAAAAGCCUGCAGAGACCUCCAGUGGAUGCAGAAUACCUCACAUUGGGAUGGCAUCAGCUUUUAGCCAUCGCUUGGAGAGCAACAGUUGCAGCAGAGCACGAAGGGAGAGGAUUGAGAAGGAGAUCCAGCAGUCUGGGGUUUCCGUGAGAAACCUCAGGUCCAACUUUGAGGGUCAGAUUGGUGGGAUUUAUCCCUUUGCUGGAGUUAUUCAAGCAGAACAAGCAUUUAAGGGCCAGUGUGAAGUUAGAGAUUUUGGAAAUAACAGUGUCAACACAAAUGUCAGCUAUGAUACCCCUAAAAGACGAGCCCCUGUUAUGGAGACCAACAGUUUGAGAAAAGAGCGAAUAGUUGUGCUGUUUCUGAGCCACUGGAAGAAAUCUGCAUAUGCUAUUUCAGUGAGGGCAUCGAGGCAGAGGCAGGGACAGGCACAGGUUGUGGCAUCAGAAAAAGUGACAGCAGAUCAGUCUCAGCAGAAAAUAACUUCCCUGUUUCAGUUUUGUCAACAACGAGGAGCUGUGGACAAAAUGCUGAACUCCUGGAGGAAUAAAUUAGAGCUAGAAGAUGCUCAUAAGUUAUGUUUGCUCUCCCCCUCUGACGUCUCACAAAAUCCACUGCCUCGGGUUACUUACUCCCCAGAGCAAUUCCUUCCAGACAUGGACGGUGUGGCGAUGAGCCAUGACAGCUUGACCCUUGACCUCUUCAUGCUCGGUUACUUCCACAUUUUAGAGCAGGAGUUGCCACCUGAGGAGAGGAAGAUGAGGCAUCUCCUUUGCUUCGAGGUUUUCGACCAUGUUGGCUGCUUUCCCUGGGAGAAGGUCAGAGAUUUCCACAAGGCUGUUCUCCUGGAAAUCCAGUCGGGGAGGCGACAGUGGAGUGAUGGCUUUGAAGACCUCAAAGUUAACUUCUUUGGCGACUCCAGACCAUGCCGCUGCCCAUCAUCAGCGUCAUUGCGCCCAGGGUCCAAAUCUGUGCCCGCGGUAAUCGUGCAAAGUGCUACUCCAGAUGAGAGUGGCAGUGACACAGACUUCUCCUGUUACAAUAAUGAAGAUAUCUGUAAAUAUAUUGACCGCAGCUUCGCAUUUUGGAAAGAGAAGGAGGCAGAGAUUUUUGACUUUGAGCACUGA